AACCAGUUCUUCUUCCUCUUUCUCUCGCUCUCUACUGCGAGAUUGCGAGUGUAGAGAUAUAGCGCGCGGCGAGAGGGAGAGAAAAAUUUCGCGUCGCGACAGCCGCUUUUCGAGACAGCUUAGUGUGCAUCAGCAGUCGGUCGGCCGAGCGUCGGUAUAUAUACAUAUAUGCAUACAUAUAUAUGUAUAUAAAAGUAUAUCUGCAGACAGCUGCUCUCGUGUGUGUGUGUGCGUGUGCGUGUAUAUACAUAAUAUAUAUAACGCACGCAUACUCGCGCAACGGCGGCGCGCGCUUUGAGCGAAAGAGAGCUUUGAGUGGCGCGCGCUCGCGCAGUGGUGCACCGCAUCAGUUCGCCUCGACGAGUUGAACUGCGUGCAGUAAGUAAUAUUAGCCGUUCAUUCGCGCGCUGCUCUUCGUCUCGCACCAUCAUCUCCGCCGUCGUCGGGGCCGUCUCGCGCGCGCAGCAUGAGCAGCAGGAACGGAAACGGGCACGUGCUCGUCUGGGAGCAGCCGGGCCUCGACGAGAACGACAGGGCUAUAGCCCAGCCCGAGCUUCCCCCUCACCAGGAGAGCAAAGCUCUGAUAGGCACGAGACAUGUCGUCACGUUCAUGCUUUUCCUGGGCAUGGCCAAUGCCUACGUUAUGCGAACCAACAUGUCGGUGGCGAUCGUCGCUAUGGUCAAUCAUUCGGCCAUCAUCAGCCAGCACGACGACGAGCCCAAGACCAGCGAAUGCUCCGAAAAUCCUUACGUUAAUGCCAGCGAGUCCAGCAGCAGUUCGGAUGGAGAAUUUGCCUGGGAUGCUACCUUGCAAGGCUACCUGCUUAGCUCGUUUUUCUACGGCUACGUACUCACACAGAUACCCUUUGGAAUACUGGCCAAGAGGUACGGCUCCAAGUACUUCCUGGGAGUAGGUAUGCUGAUCAACUCUGUCUUUGGACUGCUGGUGCCCAUCUCUGCGCAAUGGGGAUACUACUGGCUCAUGUUGGUGAGAUUCAUCCAAGGGCUUGGAGAGGGUCCCAUCGUGCCUUGCACGCACGCUAUGCUGGCCAAGUGGGUACCACCUAACGAGAGGAGUAGGAUGGGAGCUUUUGUCUACGCCGGAGCCCAAUUCGGAACGGUAAUAUCUAUGCCGCUGAGCGGCUUGCUGUCAGACCACGGCUUUGCCGGAGGCUGGCCGUCGAUCUUCUACGUCUUCGGCACAGUCGGCACCAUCUGGUGCGUAGCCUUCUUGCUGAUGGUUCACGAGGAUCCCGAGAGUCAUCCACGCAUCAGCGACGACGAGAAGAAGUACAUUCUCAGCUCGCUCUGGGGCAAUGCCGGCGCAUCGUCGCCACCGGUGCCCUGGAAGUCGAUCUUCACCUCGAUGCCCUUCUGGGCUAUUCUCAUCGCCCACAUGGGUCAGAACUACGGAUACGAAACGCUCAUGACCGAGCUGCCAACUUUUAUGAAACAGAUCCUCCACUUCAACAUCAAGUCGAACGGCCUGGUCUCAGCACUUCCCUAUCUUGCCAUGUGGCUGUUCUCAAUGGUAAUCUCGCACGUAGCCGACUGGAUGAUUUCGAGCGGCCGCUUCAACCACACAAUCACCCGUAAGAUUAUCAACGGAAUCGGUCAGUUCGGCCCUGCAGUAGCUCUCGUUGCCGCCUCGUACACUGGAUGCAGCCCUUGGCUCACUGUUUCCCUCUUAACCAUUGGAGUUGGACUUAAUGGCGGUAUUUACUCGGGAUUCAAGGUCAAUCAUCUGGAUAUCUCACCAAGGUUCGCCGGUGUGCUCAUGUCCUUCACCAACUGCUUGGCAAAUCUGGCUGGUCUGUUGGCGCCAAUCACUGCUGGAUACAUCAUUGUUGGAACGCCGACCCAGGCCAAGUGGAGGAUAGUCUUUGUGCUGUCGGCGGCGAUCUACGUGCUGUGCGCGACGUUCUACAUAAUCUUCGGUUCGGGCCAAAGGCAGUCCUGGGACAAUCCCGACCGAGACUCCGAGCUCAAGGAGAAAAGUGACAACAAGAAGAAGCAGCAAAAGUUAAACCACCAGCAUCAACUCCAGAGCGUCAAGACGAUAAGCGAAACUCGUCACUGACACAACUAAACAUUUUCAAAUGGAUCGUCAUUAUAAAUUUAUUAUAUAAAUAACGCAACGGAUAAGCCGCCUGCAAAUAGACGGAGAGAGUUGAGACGCGUGUACGAUAGAGAUAGCAUCGGACUACUCGGGAUUAGAAGAGUCAUAUCUCAAAAUAGUCAGGCUUGCCGACUUGUUAUAAAACUUUGCCACCCCUGCGUCCGCUCUCGCGACUGUAUAUAAACACCUUUUUCGCCUUAUACACACCUGGUGUGUAUUUGCACUCGUGCAUUCAUUCCCUUCGGCAUUGCGAGCUGCCAAGUUUAAAAGCGCGCCGGCGCGGCUCUUGUGUAAUUCGCGAGCAUGCGACGCUUUUCGGUGAAGCUUCGUUCAGCGCGUUUCUCUAGUUCUGUUUUUUUGUAUAAUGUAAUAUAUAUUUUUAGAGGCGGCGCAAACCGACUUUUUUUUAAUGGAAAUGAAUUGUGCAAUGUGGUUUUUGAGGAGAGAAAGAGUGUGUGCGUGUGCGUGCGUGAGUCGUCAAUACGCGUAUGGUGCGUUUAUACAUCUUGCUGUCGCGUAAAAAGUCUUUACAUAUCAUCGCUGGUAGCGAGUAAUUUGUAUGCACAAGUUCUUAGGAUUUUGUUUUACAACGGAAUUCGUUAGGAAUAUUAUUUAAAAACCAUGUCAGCGCAAAACGAUGGGUUAGAAGCAAAAUCGCUGCCACUUGUUUUCUUAUUCACGUGCCUUCUCGAAGUGCGACUUUAGGAAAAAAAUUAUGUAUGAAUAUUCGACUUACUCAGCGACGAUACGAUACAUAGUUAAGUAUUGUUCAUACCUAUGUAGUAAUCGUUCAAAAUUACAAAAUAUGCGCGGUCACGUAUAAUUUAUUUUCCCGAGGCUCACGCAACUCCGUGCUGCAAUUUAAAAACAAAAAAUUUACGAAACAAGAUGUGUAUCAAUACGCGCCAGUUAAACAAACAAAAAGUGCCGUGCGAAUGAUGGAAGUAUAUCUGCAUGUUUUUCCUGUGCACCGAAUCUAGAAAACGAACGACGACUAGGCAACAGUAUUAGGUAGAGCGCGCUACACGUUCGCCAAACGAGAAAAAUAUUUAAAUACAAAAAACCUUAAGUUUUUUUUUCAUCUGUAACUGCCGCUUCGUAAUCGGUGGGAGUUGCACAUAUCGCUUCGCUCCCGACGCCGGUAUACGUAGAUGGUUUUGUAUACACGUUUUGUAGAUAUUUUACCCUUAAGAUCCUAUUAAGUUAUAGAUCCUAGUUCAAUAAUUUACUAUAUAGUAGAUAUUUAUACGUUUACGUUGAAAUGCGAAAACAAAAAAGAAUACCUUAUCGGAUUGCUCUCACCCUUUCGCUUUCUGUUGUAUAAUGUGUGCAAUCGUGUACACACACACACACAGACACAAAUGCGCGUCUGAGUUACGAUAAUUGUUUUCAUAAUUAUUAGCGUGCGUACAAAGAGAUGCAUUUUUUAUAAUGGCAACUGUUACAAUGCGAAUUUUUUUAUAAAACGCACAUUUAUAUAAAUCUCCGCUGUUUCAAUGGAUUUUUUAUAAAACAAAAAAAAUGGUUCGAGUCUUUCCGAAUACCUUAUUUCUCGUUUUUCUUACUCGAUUUUUACUAUGUAAAGAUUCGAAAAAUUGACAUAAUUUUUUUACAGCGCAUUCUAUUUAAUGCGUUAAAUGUGUCUUUUUCAUAAAUUUUCAAAUUACAAUACUGCGCUUCAGUGGUUUGUUCAUUUUCGCCAAUCAAGUUCAGCUCUCAAAUCAUGUUUGCAAUUUUAGUAUGUAUGUUUGCUCAAAAGGCUCUAGAAUUUUCAGUUGUUUGCUAAAAUUCAAUCAGUAUAAACCUUUGAGCGGUCGAACUUUGAUUCAGGAAUGAUUCGUACGUUUUUCUGCUAUGAAAAACAUCAAAUAAAUAGAAUAUGAACAAAAUAAUCUGAUUUGCUACGUCUUAAGAUUUUUGGAAGACAGAAAUUUUUCUACAUCGUUGAUCGUUACAAGUGCCUUAAUUCAGCGAUCGACUUUUUUUGUAUAAGUGAAGUAGAUGUAGAUUUUUGAAAAAUGAAAAAAUGAAAAUUUUGUUUACAGUUCUUUUUUAUGAAAGAAUAAUGCAGUUUGUCAAUCUUGUUGAGGUCUGUGAUUCCUGGAUUGCUCAUAGCAAUUACGUACAUUUGUAAUCUAUAUUAUAGCGUUUCAAUCAAAUUGCACAUACUGCUGGAAAUGUUUUAAACUGAUAUAUGGUUAACACGAAAAAGCAUUAAAAAAUAACGUAAUCGAAUAUUAUCAGAAAGAUUUUCUCGAACAGUUCUUACUAACUCCUUUAUUUAGGAUGCCUUAAUGUGUAAAUCGAAAACUCAGUUUAUUUCAAAGGAUCGAUAAACUAAUCCUUUUAUGAAACGCUGAUUCGAAUGGUAAAAAAGUUAUUUUUCUGGUAAAAAUCAAGUUUUGCCUGUACAAUCGAACAAGCCGUUCGUAUUUUUGUACAUUUAGUUACUAUCACUAUUAAAGCAGCAGUAUAUGUACAUAAUCUAUUCGGCAGUUUGUAACAGCUCUAUAUAUUUUGUUGUAAAAUUUUCAUUGUAUAUUUUUAUUGUUGAAAUCGCAAAAGAUGUGAUAAUAUAAUAGUGCAGUUGAAUAAAAAUAUUCUCCACUUUAGAAAACAA
This is a messenger RNA of Nasonia vitripennis (jewel wasp), 4739 nucleotides long. It is a transcript of the gene Picot, whose product is annotated as inorganic phosphate cotransporter. The transcript is spliced from 7 exons. Bases 467 to 2080 code for a protein of 537 amino acids. Gene Ontology annotation, molecular function: transmembrane transporter activity. Gene Ontology annotation, biological process: transmembrane transport; monoatomic anion transport. NCBI's taxonomy places the organism in Eukaryota, Metazoa, Arthropoda, Insecta, Hymenoptera, Pteromalidae. The record is from RefSeq and is a predicted model, not a curated record.